Calidris pugnax (ruff) is the source of this 2677-nucleotide messenger RNA. RefSeq names its product male-specific lethal 2 homolog (Drosophila) (gene MSL2). Bases 76 to 1593 code for a protein of 505 amino acids. Lineage: Eukaryota; Metazoa; Chordata; Aves; Charadriiformes; Scolopacidae. The transcript has a single exon. Gene Ontology annotation, molecular function: ubiquitin protein ligase activity. The record is from RefSeq and is a predicted model, not a curated record. Gene Ontology annotation, cellular component: MSL complex.
UUGCUACAAGACCCUAUCGCUCCCACCAACUCCACGUGCCAGCAUUAUGUCUGCAAAAGUUGUAAAGGCAAGAAGAUGAUGAUGAAACCCUCAUGUAGCUGGUGCAAGGACUACGAACAGUUUGAGGAGAACAAGCAGCUGAGCAUCUUAGUGAACUGCUAUAAGAAGCUCUGCGAGUACAUAACGCAGACUCCGCUGGCGCGAGACAUCAUCCAAGCGGUUGAUUGUUCCGCAGACCUUUUGGCUUUGCUCAAAGAUGGCUCCCCACUCCACGAAGAGACAGAAAAACCUUCCGAGGCAGCCUUGGCUUUGUGUUUGACACAUUCCCCGGUACCUUCAACCUCCGAACUCCCGACCGACCCUCCGGCUGGUUUUACGUCGCUCCCCGAAAGCACACACAACAUCGAUAUCAGAGGGUCCGUCAUCAACGGGUUGCCCAAUUGUAACGGGCUUUCGGUCGAUAAACUGGGAGUCAAUAUUCCUUCUCCUGAGCACGCAAACACCAUCGAUGUCUGCAGCACCGGAGAGUACAUCAAAACGGAAGACCUCUCCGGCAGCCUGCAGCCCGUGUGCGACGCGGUUUCCACCAGCGACUUGUGUACGACGGGCAUCGACAUCUGCAGCUUCAGCGAAGACAUCAAACCGGGGGGCUCGCUGCUCCUCAGCGUGGAGGAGGUUCUCCGCAGCUUGGAGACCGUUUCCAACACUGAAGUCUGCGAUUCGAAUUUGCAGCCCGGCCUGGAGGCAAACAUGACUAACGGCCCUUUCCUGCAGCUUUCUCCCCCACCUCUUAGCCAUAACAUUUUCAUGUCCACGGAUGCUUCUCCCCACGGAAUCUCCUGUACGGCGGCCACGCCCAAGGUAGUUAAGUUAAACAGAAAGCGGUCUCGAUCCGAAAGCGACAGCGAAAAGGUUCAACCUCUACCCAUUUCCAGCAUCAUCUGCGGCCCGACGCUGGGGGCAUCGGCCCCGGUGACAGUGAAACAGGAAAAUAAAAUGUCCUUGCAGCCUAUCGCCACCGUACCCAACGGAGGCACGACUCCCAAAAUCAGUAAAACUGUGCUCCUCUCUAACAAAAGCAUGAAAAAGAAUUUAGACCAUCCCCCUAAGAAAUCUCACCCGAAAGCCAAACCCGGGGUGCUGAAAACAAAAGACAAAGCAAAAGAGAAAGUUCCGAGCAGUAACGUUAUGCCGGGAAGCCCGACAAAAACUGUGUAUAAAAAGCCCCAAGAAAAGAAAGGGUGUAAAUGUGGUCGUGCCACCCAAAAUCCAAGUGUUCUUACAUGCCGUGGCCAACGCUGCCCUUGCUAUUCUAACCGCAAAGCCUGCCUUGACUGCAUAUGCCGCGGCUGCCAAAACUCCUACAUGGCUAACGGGGAGAAGAAGCUGGAGGCGUUUGCGGUGCCGGAAAAGGCCUUGGAGCAGACUCGGCUUACUUUGGGCAUUAACGUGACGAGCAUUGCGGUGCGCAAUGCCAGCACGAGCACCAGUGUAAUCAAUGUGACAGGGUCACCAGUAACGACGUUUUUAGCUGCCAGUACACACGACGAGAAAAGUUUGGAUGAAGCUAUAGACAUGAGAUACGACUGUUGAAUAUCUUUUCUUUUCUUUUUUUUUUUUUUUUGGUUUUUUUUUCUUUUUUUUUUGGUUUUUUUUCCCUGCCCUGCGUAGGGGAACUGCUACAGUUUUACGGCAGCUAUGGUUCUGUUUAACUUGCUGGAGCUCCUGCGUUUAGAUCACUUGUAUCAAGUGUUUUUCAUUGCUAUGUUAUGUGUAUUAGUGUCUGGGAAAUAGUUGCAGAUAAUGGAGGAGUUACCCUAAAACUGGUUGGUUUUUUUUUUGGUUUUUUGGUUGGUUUUUUUUUUUUUAGUUCUUACAGCACCUCAUAGUUUUGAGAUCAAUUGCUAAUGUAAAUGAUUUUCUCACAAGAUCUUUGGCAAGGAAAUAUAUUAACCUCAUUGUACUCGGUCAUGCUUUGUGCUCAGUCAAAGCUUCUGCUUAAAUGUAGAAAAGUGGUAUCUAGUUAGUCCAUCCCAACUGUGCUCCAUGAUGGGGCAGAAGAGUAAUUAUCCAUCAGGUCCAGUCACCGUUGCCAGAAAAUAGCCUCAUAUUCCUGUAGGAAACGCAGAGCCUUGAGCUGGAGAAUGGAGUCUGGAACGGGUAGGUCACUUGGGAUGGAGAGAAUGGGUUAUCUGCUCAUGGAAUAGUUUAAAAAGAAAUAAAACCAGAUCAGUAGAUACGUUGAGACAACCAGAAAGCAGCCGAGUCUCCAGCCGGGGGUCGGGACGAUCAGUGGGUGGACAAGACCAUGGAACUGCUCGCUCGGGCACAUCAUCCCUGCUCCAGAACUCAUCUUUUUGUUUUCUUGACAAUCCCCUUCCCCCUGGUCCCGUUUCUGAUCCGUUGUGCCCUCGGUGCCUGCUCUCUUUGACCCAUCACUGACUUUGGGGUGAGAAAAUUCCUUGUAGGCAAAGAAGGCUCAAAUUUUCUUAGUGCCAUUCUCAUCUUUUUUUCAACCCCUUCUUUUUUUUUUUUUUUUUUUUGAGUUCCUACUGAUUUUCCUUCUGUCUGAGAGGGGUUUGUUCCAGAGAGAGACUCCUUGGGUGAUUUAUUCCCUCCCUGCCUCCUGCUGAUCAGUGCCCGGGAUACCCAGAGACUUCCACAGCAAUUAUCAGCU